AUGAAUACGAAAGUUUUGUUCUUUGGUUCACUUUUUUUAUUAUGCUCAUUGUCUUCAGUAAAGUCUGAGGCAAUUUCAACCCGCUCAAAGGAUAAAUCAGGUAAUGGUACUACAAACCAUCAAGGAAAUAUUAGUCACACUUUAGAAAAUGAAUCUACUGAUGAGUUAGUAAAAAAAAAUACUUCUCCAUCCGGUAUGAAUGGAAUAAAUAAUGGCAAAGUGGAGUUUAUGGGUCAAAGCAAAACAGAAAUUAAGGGUGAAUCAAAUGAAACUGUUACUGGCACAGUAGGUGGUCAAAAUGCUGGAGAUACAAAAGCCAGUGAUGAAGGUGGAGACACAUUGCAAAGUAGUGAACGUGGUAAUAAUGUUGAACAGACGGAUCAAGGCAAAUCUCAGGAAGAACAAAAUCCUUCACCUUCCCCAGGAAAUGAACCUUCAGGAGAUCAAAGUUCCAAAGGUGACGGUCAACCUAAAGUAGCCACCCAGGAUAAUACUGACCAGACUGAUGAAUCAGAUACAGAUAACAGUGUCCAAUCAACGGAAGAGACAAGUGCAUCAGGUGGAGAACGAUUGGAGGGGGCAUUAGAACAGCAACGAGCAAGUGCAAGGGAAAAUCCUGGAGAAACUGAAACUACAGCACUGUCUUCAGCAGAUCCAGCGAGAAGAGAAGCUGAACCAGAAACGCUGACCAAUGCAGGACAGGUACCAACUAUAGAAGAAUCAGUUGCAGAAAAUCAGAAACAACAAAGUAUUGAAAAUGGACAGACGCCGAAAGUUAAAUAUUUAGACAAGCUAUAUGAUGAUGUUCUUAAAGCGGACGAAAAAAAUCAAAUACACGUUAGUGAGUAUCAUAGCAAAUUUAACAAUUUUAGAAAAAAUUACGAAUUUUCAAUGAAUGAACGGGAAUAUGAUAUUGUAAAAAACCUGUUUGGUGCAUGCUUCAAGAAAGAUAAUAAUUCGAACGUAGCAUGCCUCAUUGAUGUGUUUAAAAAAGUGUUGGAAGAUGAGAAAUUUCAAAAAGAAUUCGAUAAUUUCGUGCAUGGUCUAUACGGAUUUGCUAAGCGCCACAAUUAUUUGCGAGGCGAAAGAAUGAAUCUAACUGAUGAGUAUAAAUCUUUGUUUCUAAAUGCUUUAAGUUACUUAAACACCAUCAUAAUGGAGUAA
Plasmodium gonderi is the source of this 1164-nucleotide messenger RNA. Its product is annotated as merozoite surface protein 7. The transcript has a single exon. The record is from RefSeq and is a predicted model, not a curated record. Lineage: Eukaryota; Apicomplexa; Aconoidasida; Haemosporida; Plasmodiidae. Bases 1 to 1164 code for a protein of 387 amino acids.